Molecule: messenger RNA, 291 nt
Organism: Adineta steineri
Lineage: Eukaryota; Metazoa; Rotifera; Eurotatoria; Adinetida; Adinetidae
Source: the annotation of a GenBank genome assembly
AUGAUUGAACAAGAUAAACAUGCUCGUUUACAAGUACAUAUUUUAUAUAAUGAAACACGCCCAUCGUCAAAUCUAUCCUAUUUAAAAGAAAUAUUACCAUUUGGUAGUUCAUUUAAAAGUACAUUAUAUUUAGGAGGUUUACUCGAAUCUUUUCAAUUAUUUCAUCGUCGUAUGAUAUUAUCAAGUCGAAUAAUUGAAUUUCGUCUAUAUUCAACAUAUAUUUAUAUUGGUAGUUAUCAUUAUUUAUGCAGUUAUAAUGAACAAUAUUGUCGUACAUAUUGUGGAUGUUAA